Messenger RNA from Alosa alosa (allis shad), 4441 nucleotides. It is a transcript of the gene mib2, whose product is annotated as MIB E3 ubiquitin protein ligase 2. The record is from RefSeq and is a predicted model, not a curated record. Gene Ontology annotation, molecular function: ubiquitin-protein transferase activity; protein binding; zinc ion binding. Gene Ontology annotation, cellular component: cytoplasm. Gene Ontology annotation, biological process: protein ubiquitination. NCBI's taxonomy places the organism in Eukaryota, Metazoa, Chordata, Actinopteri, Clupeiformes, Clupeidae. The coding region runs from base 275 to 3118 and encodes 947 amino acids. The transcript is spliced from 19 exons.
UUACCGUUAGAAUCUAGGUGACAAAAUAAAUCAUGCCUCUAUGAUGAUUCCUCGGACGGUGCGUGACGUUACAGGAGUAACGUUAAAUUCUGACAGAUCCUGAGGAAUUCCAGCUCGAGUGUCCCCUGAAUUGUAUUUGGAAACUCCUCCACCAUUCCUUGUUACAUUCUUUGACUCAACAAGGCCCCGGAAGUGGGGCUGUGUCAGUGGCCAACGGGUGGUUAGCAGCUGGCAACCGGCUCCUCCACUUACUCAGCAGCAAAAAAAGAGCAUCAUGGAGGUAGGUAUGAGAGUGGUGCGUGGCAUUGACUGGAAGUGGGGCAACCAGGACGAAGGUGAAGGACACGUUGGAACUGUAGUGGAGAUCGGUCGACAAGGGAGUACAACAACACCUGACAAGACAGUUGUUGUGCAGUGGGACAACGGGACCCGCACCAACUAUCGCACAGGUUACCAAGGUUCCUUCGAUCUGCUGCUUUAUGACAAUGCACAGAUAGGGGUACGACAUUCCAACAUCAUCUGUGACGGCUGCAAGAAACAUGGGAUUAUGGGUAUGCGAUGGAAGUGCAAAGUAUGCUACGACUAUGACUUGUGCACACAAUGCUAUAUGAACAGCAAACACGACCUUGCCCACCCCUUUGAGCGAUAUGAGACUGCACACUCUCAACCAGUGAGUCUAGCACCAAGACAAAAUCUGUCAAGGAUUAUCCUUAAAGGCAUCUUUCAAGGAGUGAAGGUUGUUCGUGGACCUGACUGGGACUGGGGAAAUCAAGAUGGAGGAGAGGGGAAGAUUGGCAAGGUGGUGGACAUCCGUGGGUGGGACACAGAGUCUGGUCGUAGCGUAGCCAGUGUCACUUGGUCCAAUGGUACCACCAAUGUGUACCGGAUGGGCCACAAGGGCAAAGUGGACCUAAAGUACGUCUCUGAUGUUCAGGGUGGAUUCUACUACAAAGAGCACCUUCCAAAUCUAGGUGAACAUGCAGAAUUACAAAGGCAGGAGAGUACAGAUGGGCAUGUCUUCCAGCAAGGAGACAAAGUCAAAUGUCUCCUGGAAGUGGACAUCCUUAAACAAAUGCAGGAAGGACAUGGAGGGUGGAACCCCAAAAUGGCAGAGUACAUUAGCAGAAUCGGAACCAUCCACAGGAUCACAGAAAGGGGUGAUGUCCGUGUGCAGUAUACCAAUAAUAUUCGCUGGACAUAUCACCCUGGGGCUCUUACCAAGGUGAACACAUUUGGUGUGGGUGAGCUGGUACGAGUGUUGGAGGACGUUGAGAGCGUUAAGAGACUCCAGAUUGGCCAUGGUGAAUGGACGGACAGCAUGGCAUCUGCCCUUGGGCAGGUGGGUAAGGUGUUGAAGGUAUAUGCUGAUGGUGACCUGCGUGUGGCAUUUGGCAGCCAAACAUGGACAUUUAAUCCAGCAUGCAUUUGUGCCCAGCCUGUGGAAGUAAACGCCAAUUUGAUGACAACUGAGAACCCGAGUCAGUCAGGAUGUGGUGUAACCUCUGUUCUAGAGAAACUGCUUUCCCAGUCUACAGAGCAAGACAACCCCAGCAGGCUUGUUAUUGAGGCUGCACGAGGCAGUGCCACCAAAGUACAAGAGCUAGUUCAAAAAUUCUCAGACAAGGUUGAUAUACAGAACCAGGGAAAGACAGCACUGCAGGUGGCUGCCCAUCAGGGACACAUAGAGGUGGUGAAGGUCCUGCUGCAGGCCAACAGUGACAUUGAGCUGAAAGAUGAUGAUGGAGAUGCUGCUCUACAUUACACAGCCUUUGGGAACCAGGUGGAGGUUGCAAGGUUGUUGUUGAGUAAAGAGGCCAAUGUAAAUCUUCUGAAUAACUCCAUGUGUACCGCCCUCCACAUUGCUGUCAACAAAGGUUUCACAGAAGUGGUCCAUGUUCUAACUGAACAUUCAGCGGAUGUCAACCUUCAGGAUUCUUAUGGAGACACCCCACUUCAUGAUGCCAUUGCUAAAGACUUCCAGCAUAUUAUUGAGAUCCUAACAUCCGUACCUAGUAUUGACUUCACUCUUCAGAAUAAUCGUGGUUUCAACUUGCUGCAUCAUGCUGCUUUGAAAGGCAACAAGCUUGCAACAAAGACUAUACUAGAAAGGGCACGUCAACUAGUUGAUGUGAAGAAGGACGAUGGCUUCUCAGCAUUGCAUUUGGCUGCCCUUAACAACCAUUGUGAUGUUGCUAAGAUUCUCAUCAAAGAGGGCCGCUGUGAUAUCAACAUCUGUAACAACCGCCACCAGACACCACUACAGCUUGCAGUCACCCAAGGUCAUGUUGAGCUAAUACAACUGCUGGUGACAGAGGGGGCAAACGUGAACAUGGAGGAUGAAGAUGGUGACACUUCCAUGCACGUAGCUCUUAGCCGAGAGACAUUGGCAAAUGUCAUGGUUGCCACAGAUGGAGAGGGAUCCUCCUUGUACAGCCUGCUAAGCAGAUCUGGACUGAUGGGUAACACAGACCUGAAUCUGGGCACUGCCAUUGCCUGCUUCUUGGCACAAGAGGGGGCUGACAUUAAUUAUGCCAACCACAAGGGCAAGAGUCCAUUCGACCUGCUCACCAAUUCCACUCUUCAGCAACUCAUCAAAAGCUUUUCUGAGAAACACAGGUUGCAGCAGCUCCAGGCAGUUACAUGUGGUACAAGUGGCAGCAGUAGCAGCUUGAGAAGAGUUCACACCACACCUAAUACAAUGACGAACUUGGCCAUGCCCUGUGCUCCUGGCCCAAGUGAAUGCCUCAUCUGUUCUGAACUGGCACUGCUUGUUCUUUUCUCCCCAUGCCAGCACAGUGUGGCCUGUGAAGAAUGUGCUCAUCGGAUGAAGAAAUGCAUCAAAUGCCAGGUCACCAUCACAAAGAAAAUACGUCAAGACCAGACAGAAGUGGACUUCAGUCCAGGCUCUGAGAGCUCUGAGCAGCACAACCUGCUGGAGCAGCUGCAGUCACGCUAUCGGCAGAUGGAGGAGCGUAUCACCUGCCCCAUUUGUAUUGAUAGCCACAUUCGCCUUGUCUUCCAGUGUGGCCAUGCCUCCUGCAUUGACUGCAGUGCCGCACUGAAAACUUGUCCUAUCUGCCGACAGACCAUCCGGGAACGCAUCCAGUUAUUUGUAUGACUAUACUAUGACUGUGCUGUCUGUCCAGUAUUGGUUGUACAUUUCUCCUGUUUGCUUAUUGCCGUAGAUAUUGUGACAAUACAUAUUGACUGGUUUUCACAUUGUGAUGAAGUCAAACAUCUGCUUUUGCCAUAGUCAGAUAUUAAAAUUAUAGUGGAAGAGUAGGUGUAGGAGAUAAUGUACAAUACACCCCAUCACUCCUCCCUACGUGUUAUGUUGCAAUGCUUCUCUGUGAGUUUAUCAUGGAAUCCCAACCAUUACUGUUGUUGUUUCUGUGGCAUAGCAGGAACACGUGUUCUGAUGUGGCUCUCUAAACAUGUCACAUAAAGGUUAUAUGCUACUUAAACAUGCCUCUCAUGAAGGCUGAUUAAUUUGGCUCUAUAUUUGCUGUACUCUUACCAUAAAAUGGACUCCCAUCUUCACAUGAAACUUUUUCCAUGAGAAGUUUCCAUGAUCACAUUAUAAGAACAGUUAGAUUAUAGAAGUAAACCCAAUGACGAACUGUAUCACUGUAUGUUAACAUAAUCGUUAACUAUUUUUUUAUGUAUGUAGGUGUAUUUAAAAAGGAGAAAGAUCAAAAUAAAUUCACUUAGGACAAAAGCAUCUGCUAAGAACUAUAAACGUAAAUAUUAAGUAAAAUAUUUGCAUGUAAAGGAGAAUUCUGGCAUUUUUUCAACCUGAGCCAUGAGCUAGCUAAGCUAGCUGGUUAAGCACCUACAAUGCAUUCAUAUGGGGUCAUACGCUAACAUCAAACACUCAUAUUAUUUCUUUACCCUGUGUGCUUGGGGCAAAGAAGCACACAUGUUGAGCAUUGGCAGUGGCAAAAAAAGGCUGUUUACUUUAAAAGCCAGCUGCUCCCUUUUGAAUGCAUAGUUCUUUAGCUAUUAUUUAUAUAAGUCAUACAAUGCAACAAUUUUAUGCCGAAUCUGCUCCUUAAAUUGGCUAGUAUUGCACAAGCUGAGAAAUAAGACACUCUCCAGUGUACCCUACUCCUGCUAGGAACCAGACAGCUAUUGAUUACUUACGAUAAGCAGCACGAUGUAAGGUUGUUCUCAACCUCCCUCAUGCCAUGCCUGGCUGUAAGCAACAUGCUUCCUCUCAGCCAAUUAAAUUCUAGUAGGCCUAUGCAUAAAUAACAUUGUCAUUUGAAGAAUUGUGAUUUCCCUCAUCAUUUAAGAACUAGGCCUGAAACAUGAAUUGAAGAGUUUGGUUCCAAAACGCCAUAUCCACCAUUUUAAUGAAUUUUCAUAAAUAUUUUUUUUACAUUUUGUUUUUUUCAGUAGAACUGUAAUUGGGUAUUGUUAUUUGAUUUUACUCAAUCAA